AAAAAUAAACUUCUCUAUGGUACACGAUCGUGUUCAAUCUUUUUACUUCGGAAUUCUGUGAAGGAAUCAGUUUCCUGUAUUUGUGUUAGAAAUUAACCAAAUUAAAAAUGGCAAAACGUACAAAGAAGGUAGGAAUUACCGGAAAAUAUGGUACCCGUUAUGGUGCUUCCCUACGUAAGAUGGUUAAAAAAAUGGAAAUUACUCAGCAUUCCAAAUAUACAUGUACAUUUUGCGGAAAGGAUGCCAUGAAAAGAAGUUGUGUUGGUAUUUGGGCAUGUAAACGAUGCAAGCGUACAGUAGCUGGCGGUGCAUGGGUAUACUCUACAACAGCAGCUGCAUCAGUAAGAUCUGCAGUCAGACGGUUACGUGAAGUUAAGGAGCAAUAAACGCAUACACCUUGUUUUUUAUCUUUAAGUUCCAAAUAAAAAAUUAUUUAAAUAACAA
Molecule: messenger RNA, 444 nt
Organism: Chrysoperla carnea
Lineage: Eukaryota; Metazoa; Arthropoda; Insecta; Neuroptera; Chrysopidae
Gene: RpL37A
Product: 60S ribosomal protein L37a
Exons: 3
Coding region: 108-386 (92 amino acids)
Biological process (GO): translation
Cellular component (GO): ribosome
Molecular function (GO): structural constituent of ribosome
Source: RefSeq, a predicted model, not a curated record